Messenger RNA from Cinara cedri, 2875 nucleotides. Lineage: Eukaryota; Metazoa; Arthropoda; Insecta; Hemiptera; Aphididae. The record is from the annotation of a GenBank genome assembly.
AUGGCUAAAAAGUUAAUUUUACUAAGGUGUGUUUUGAUUGAUGAUAUUGUACGGUACAGAAUAUCGAUCAGUAGUCAGAAAAAUGGAGCGAAGAUGAAUGUAGCAGAGAUGAGAAUGCUUAGAUAGUUAAACGGAUAAACAGAAUCACUGAAUAGAUGAAAUAAUGUUUUAAUAACGAGCUUAAUGAGUUUUUGAGGGUAUCAUAACGGUAAUAUACGCAUAUUAUACAACAAAAUAAUAUACUACAAUAAAAUAACGUUUGGGCAAUUUGUUUUCCCUAGAAUUUUGAAUGGCCGCUUACAAGACGAUUAGAAAAAGAUGAUGUGCUCAUCGUGCAACUGCUCAGCCAUCAGCGACACCAAUGCGACAAGACUUUGGGAUAUUACACUCUGCCCAUGGACAGGGUGGUGGUUGAAGGACAUGUUCAUCUGGUUGACUCGUUUUCGGCUAUAAACGACAGAAAUCUUCCGGUAAGUUGACCACCUAACUUAAAGCUCUUAAAAAGUUUAAAAUGAUCAAAUCGACUUGUGAUUAUUUUUUUUAAACACUCUUCAGUUGUGACAUUAUAAACAUAGUUCACAACAAUCAAUAUCAUUUCCCAUUUUAUCUUAAAAUUCUCGCUUCUUAAGAAUUUACAUUUAUAUCAAGUAUAGGUGAUAGAUAUACUACCGGUUUCAACGGAUUACAUUACAUGCGCUUGAAUUAGUCCACAAAAAACCUGCAUUUGCAUAGUUUUCUAGGAAUUUUUAUCCAUACCUCACGUUAACCUUCUUACCUUAUUUUAUGUCUUGAAAGUUAAAAAAAAAUGUUAUAAAAUUAAUAUUUUAGCGAAACAAAUAAAUUUUUCAAAUACAUUUUUACUUCCAACUUAAUUAUCAUAUAAAUAAAACUAAAUAAUAAAAUAUAUUAUUAAUUUUUUCCAAGAUUGUUUUAUUUUAUAUUUGAACUGGUUUUAAUAACUAUUAUAAUAAAGUACUACCAAUAUUUUUGCGUACCUAAUGAGUUUUGAUAAGACUUAAUUUCCAGUUUCGGCUUUCAUCACAAUAUCAAUGAAACGUACUCACGAUUGUUGUUUAGCUCUAAAUUUAUAAGGUAUAUGCGGUCUGUAUUGUCCCAAUUUUUUUAUAAAUGUCAGAGAAUAUCAUAAUUAGUUCAGUCGUAAAGCAUUCUAUUAUUUAGCUUAUGAAAAAUUAAUAUUUUUUACCUUUACCCUCGUCGUUGUUGUCAGUGUUGUCACCUACCUAAAAAUAUCGUUCCAUUGGUUCCACAGUCGAAAUGUUCGUUAUAUACACACUCAAAAAGUAUAUUCAUUCCUAUAUAAUUUGUCUCGGGCCUAUGCAUUUUUCUUAAAUUGAACCCAUUAAAUUAUAAUAUGUACAUGUAUAAAGUAUAGGCCAGGAUACACAAUUAUUACUCUUCUAUAUCAUCAUCAUAACUUGAUUUGAAUUGGCACUUAUAUAUUUUCUUCUUUCUGGUUCGUUAAGGAAAAUAUAAAAAAAAAAAAAUUUUAUUAUGAAUCUGUAAUUUUAGUGAAUAUGUAGUGUUUUUAAAAAAAAUUAAAGGUUCCGUUUGUUAUGAAAUACAAAAAAAAACUUUCUUUUGUUUUUUUUUUUUUUUUUUUAUAAAUUUGUGAAUCGAUUUUCUAACAAGAACUUGUAUAGAUUCAAAGAAAACAAACACCGCUAAAGCAAUGCGCAUUUUAUUCUUAUAAUAACCGAUCAAAAUAUUUACAGUAAAAGAAAUUGAACGACGAAAUAGUAUAAAAUGUUUCUUAGACGCGUAUUUAUAUAUACUCGCAGGAGGCAUAAUGUCGUGGAGAGGGUAGCUCGUAAAACGAGUGAAGGACAAAAGGAGAAAUUAUUGCGAUAAAAAAAGAGAAUAAGUAAUAAAAGAGUGGACGUGUUGUUUACGAAUCGUUAUAAUGGAGGGAACCAUUGUACCGGUCGUCGUCGUCGUGUCAUUAAACCUAAAGGUAUACAAUAACGAGGUGUCGUACCACGUAGGACGUAAACGUACACAAACACGACUGGCCGGUGUUGAUUAUUGUUCUGAAACGAUUUUGGGUGCCUAACCUUAACUAACCUUACAUUUAUUGUGCAAGAAUGUGGAUGAUUAUAUAAAACCUAGAAAAUCUUGUUAUAGAAUAUUUCCAUUGUUUUGAUGUAGGAUAAAUGAAAUUGCUUUUAAACUAAAGCUGCAGCUUUAAAAAAAGCAUUUUAUAAUUUUCCAUCUACUAUUAUUCCAUUUAUUAAAGUCCGAUGUCGUGGGUAUAAAUAUAUUAAUUUAGUACACAAUCGACGAGCUACAACAACAACGAAUAAUUUAUUUUAACCUUCAUAUUAGAUAAUAAGUAGAACAAUAAAAGUAUUAGUUUUACUAUGAUGUGUAUUUAUAAGUUUUCUAUUUUUAUUAUUUCUGUGUGUAACUUUUUAACGGAAAUUUCGCAUUUAUUAAAAACGUACAAGAAACUUUUUUUUGUUGCAUUUUGAAUCUAAUUCAUUAAUGAGAAAAUUGGUAUUUUUAAUUUUCUGCGUAGUCUUUCCAAUAAUUGGGAAGCCUAAGAAACCCGUAAAAAAAAAAAGACCGCGAAGUUUAAGGCAUUAAGGGUUCCAUUAUUUUCAAUUAUAGUAUUUUGCUCUCCUAAGGUUAAAAAUAAUCACAGAGUGAUUAAAUUUUAAUAGAUAACAUUUAUAUUAACUUUUUGUAGAUGUGGUACAAUUUUUUAAAUAAUCUACAAUUUGACAUUUUUAAGUUUUUUAUUUUUAAUUUUAUUUUAUAUAGUUAAAUUGUUUAGCCAAAAGAAAUUCGUGAUAAUUUAACAAGAAGCCUAUUACAAGUUGUAGUUAGUGGUAAGAUAAAAAGAAGUUUAGUUUAA